AUGAAAACGACUGUGAUUAUACUCUUGGCGCUUGCCACGUAUGCGACUACGCAGGAAUGCGGAUCAAGUCUGAAACCGGAGAAGUUGGGUAAGUCAAACCGAAAAAAGACUGGAAGAACUGAAAGGGAAAGUGUUGCAGUGGUGGUUGGUGUGUGGAAGAGGAACUUCGACAACUCGACGGCCCAAUGGCGUAUCUCGGAUGAAGAUCUGUCGGUCCGUGGAUACGAGCGGGCCGGAACUGACAAGGCGAGCUCGACGGUGAUGCUGGCGAGACACCCGGAAGGCUGCGUGGUCACUGACUGCGGAGUCCGUCUCUCGGCAAUGAUGCAGGUGAACGGAGCCAUCCUGCACACGGAUCACCGCAUGGUUCGCAUGAACGACUCGACGAUGGAGAACAUCGAGGACGAGUUUUACUGUGCGGAGAAGAACAAUUCGUGUGGGGCGGAUGUGCCCAUCUACAGACUGGUGAAGCACUCUCUCACUGGACCUCGUAAGUUCUCUUUCAUUCCUUUUCUGAUUGAAUCAUCUUACUCAGACUAUGCGUAUUCUUUCGACAACGUUGCUCAAUCCCUUCCCGGAUACGAAAAAGAGUUCUUCCCGCUGUGCUACGCAUGGCGUCAGACGCCCUCUGUCGUUCUUUUCAACUCUUCCGACGACGGCGUCUGUUUGACCCUAUCGGAAACCAGUCACGGGCGGAUUAUCUACUCGAACAACCAGCUCAACGUGUAUUCCAUCGGCACGACAGCCACCCUUCAAUGCAAUCACGGAUUCGCAGGUAGUGGAAUCAGCAGUCUUCUGUGCACAAAGGACGGCUGGUACCCGAAGGGAGGACUCGGCAGUUGCGAGCAAGAGACGAAGCCGCAGUUGUUGGUCGCCGCCAGUCAGGUCCAGGCGGACGAACAGCCGUCCUGCCUCAUUCCGUCUUCCACGCCCAACGGAAACGUCGUCUACUCUGCCAACGUGGCAGCCAGCACCUCUCGGUCUACCGUACCCACGGCCACCCGAGCUACCGUACUCUGCUCCAUCGGAUAUGUUCCCACCAGCUCGGCGCCUUCCUCCAAAUGUGUGAAUGGCGAAUGGCAGCCGUCGCUUCCCUCGUGCGUCUCUUUGAUUGAUCUGAAAUGUCCGAUUCUCUCGGCACCUCGGAACGGAGAGGUUUCGAAUGUUUCCAUGAAAAGUGAAAUCACCAGAAGUUUCAGUUGGUCUUCACGAACUCGUCGAAUGCUCCGUACAGCCUGGACUCGGUGAUCUCGUUGAAAUGUGAUCGGAACUAUUUCGGAAUCGGAAACCUCACGGCCACAUGCACUUCAACUGGUUGGGAUCAGAGAAUUGGACAAUGUGAAGCGGUAGGAAUCAGGAGACUCAGUCAAAGUGUACGUUAGAAUACAAUACUGUUCAUUAACUAAACAUUAAUGGGGAUAUUCAGCGUAUGUAUGUUUUCCGUUUUUUUUUUUCGUUUUUCACAUCGCUGAAUUGGGUUUUCUGACGCAAAAAACGAAAAAAAAAAUCAUUUUUUCACACCCCGAAUAACCCCAUCACAAAUCAAUAUUCUUUAGCACAGAAACCGAAUGCGGAGACAGGUCAGUUUGAGUGGAUAUAUAGCUUCUAACUCUGUCCAAUUUCAGUUCCAAUCUUUCUCCUAUUCUAUCUCAGAAAAACCUUUCCGAUUUCCUCUAACUUUGUCAUCUAUGUUCCGCAAGAGUCCAUUUCUUAUUUCAGGUGUCCUCAGGAUCUGGCUGCUCAAUGAUUGCGACUGUUUCGAAUGGAAACCUCCUCUACAUCCAGUCGAAUCCAAGUGUCGAGUACUCAUCCGGAUCUUCGGCCUAUCUGAUGUGCAACAUCGGCUACAGUCUCUCCGGAUCCGUCUCUUCCAUGUGUUCCAAUGGAGUCUGGUCCCCGUCAAUCGGUCCGUCUCUCAUUCUCUUUUAGCAACUGAUUCGUGUCACAUUCAGGACAGUGCACAAAUGCCCUUUCUCUUGGUGAAACAACUGGAUCAUGUGCAGCAAUUGCUGCUCGGACGAAUGGAACAAUCACUUAUUCAUCAAGUACGUUCUGGGAACAGUCUCACUUCCACUCAGAUUCUAUUCAGUUGGUUCCUAUCCGUCGGGAACAGUCGCAACAUUGACCUGCAAUCUCCUGAACACCGUCUCAGGCUCUUCCACGAGCACUUGCCUAACCAAUGUCUGGAGCCCGACUCUCGGAACGUGCGUUUAUUCGAGCAGCUCUUCCAGUCAGUCAUCCUGCGCUAAUCCGACUGUGCUCAAUGGACAACUCACCUACAGUCAGGGAAAUACCUACGAUGUAAGUUAUCGAUUGCCCCAGAUGGCCUGACCUUCUGGAGCUUCUAGAUUACUCGACCGUACCUCACAACAGCUACACUCAGCUGUAACAGCGGGUACACACUGAGCGGAACAUCCACGUCCACUUGUACCGGAGGAUCUUUCACUCCCACUCUUGGAACCUGCAACUAUGGAAGUUCAACGGGAACGACGGGAUCUACCGCGUCUUGCAUAAAUCCAACAGUUCUCAAUGGACAGAUCACAUACAGCCAAGGCAGUACUUAUGAUGUGAGUGGGACAAUAGAAAGUAGAUGACACGGGGACAAGUUCAGAUCACUCGCCCCUACCUCACAACGGCCACUCUCACAUGCAACAGUGGGUACACACUGAGUGGAACAUCCACUUCUACUUGUACCGGGGGAUCUUUCGCUCCAACUUUGGGGACUUGCAAUUUGGGAACUUCAUCUGGCUCAACCUCAACUUGUCUUAGUUUGACAGUGCUCAGUGGACAGGUCACUUACAGCCAAGGAAGUACUUAUGACGUAAUCAAUGACUUUCACGAGUCACAUUAUUAUUUUUAUUCAGGUCACCCGCCCCUAUCUCACAACUGCGACGCUCACCUGUAACAGUGGAUACACUCUCAGCGGAUCUUCUACGUCCACGUGCUCCGGCGGCUCUUUCACUCCGACCAUCGGCACGUGCAACUACGGAUCGUCCAACUCCUCAGGUGGUCUCCAAUGCACCGCAAUGAUCGCUCCCCUCGCCGGUUCCGUCACCUACUCCAACGGUGGUUCAAUGGGACCGUUCCCAAGCGGAACCACCGUCACCGGCACCUGCACAAAUGGCGAAGCUAUCUCUGGAUCCUCCACGGCCACGUGCUCCAAUGGAAUGUGGUCGCCCACCUUCCUGGGCACUUGUUCUUUGCUGGGUGGCUCCACGACGGGCUCAUGCAGUGCACUGACAGUUCCCUCCGGAGCACAGGCCACUUAUUCUCCGUUCAGUUUGAGCACGACCAGUUACACAUCGGGCACAGUCGCCACUGUCACGUGUACCACAGGAGGAAGUCUUCUCGGAACAUCCACAUGUACUAGCGGGAUCUGGAGUCCAAGUAUCACCAGCACGUGCUCGUCCAGUACGACCACAUGUUCCUCUCUCACACGACCUGUUGGCGAGACGGUCACUUACGACGGAACAACCAGUUUUGCGACGAGUUUCGCUACGGGAACUGUCGCGCGAGUGACCUGUUCUAACGGAACACAGAUCGGACAGUCAACGUGCUACAGUGGAACAUGGACUCCUGCCAUCAGUGCGACCUGCUCCGGAAGCAGCACGGCCAUCGGGACCCAGUGCAUCGGCGCCAUUGUUCCCACGAACUCCCAGAUCACGUACAGCGACGGCAGCAUGGUCCUCCAUUCGUCCGGAACCAGUGCCACGUUAACUUGUCUGAACGCUGCCACGCUUUCUGGUAACAGUUACGCAACGUGUUCGAACGGAGUGUGGACUCCAACCCUCGGAAGUUGCACCUCCUCCAGCUCGAGCACUGGCCCUUGCUACACCCCUCCACUGACUCCGACUGGUGCCACGAUCACUUAUUCUUCCGGAUACUUUGCCCCGUGGACUGCAGGUUUCUACUCUUCGUCCCCGUCUUCUUCUGAUCUUUUUCCUACAGGAAGCACCGCCACAAUGACGUGCCCAUCCGGCCAAACCGCCUCCGGGACUACUAUAACCUAUUGCACCAACUCUGCAUGGUCCCCAUCCCUCGGAACGUGCUCCGGAAGUGGAACUGUCGGCCAAGGUACAGUCGCCUCUCGUGGCCCUCUUGCUUCUUCUUUCCUCCCGCAUGAUCCGAUUCCCUUUCCCGCAUGCAUAUCCAUUUCAGCCGAUACCACCACCUCUUGCUCGUAUCUGCCGAUUGCUCCGCCGUACGGAAGCAUCGUCACCAGCCAGACGGCGCCGUACUCGGCCGGAACAGUCGUCACUUUGCAGUGCGACACCGGAUAUUCAGUGCAGGGAAGUGGUGCCACGUCGACGUGCACCAACGGAAUCUUCACAGAAAUUACAGCCACGUGUACAAAGAACUAAUUAAAAAGCGAUGUUAAUUUGAUGGUUUCCCGGUGGAAAGAGAUAAACUGGAUAUGUUAUAUGGCUUCUGCUCCGUGCUCACUUGCUAGUCGCCUAGCUAUCUAAUACCGUAGUCAAUUCCAGGAUGCACUCCGCUCUCCGCCAUUACCGGCACCCUCACCAACGGCCGGAUGACGUACACCCCCACAAUCACAGCCACAGUCCCCAUCGGCACCACCGUCAACAUCGUGUGCUACAGUGGAUACAGCCUUUCCGGCACAUCUCUCGCUUCCUGCACCUCGUCCGGAUGGUCUCCGAGCACCAUCGGAAGUUGUGUGCAGCAGGGUAGGCGUUCCGUCCUUUCUCGUCCAUCGUUCUCCUAUUUGUAGCCUCCUUCUCCUCACUAAUCGCUAACCAGUCGUGUCUCGCCAUGUCCACGCCAACCUACGGCACUUUGUCCUAUAGUGUCACGGGUUCCGGACCCUUCAAUACUGUAUGUUGUCCGUUUUUGUGCUCUUUCGUGUCACGUCACCACUUCACAGGGCACUACCGUAACUCUUCGCUGUGAUACUAACUACGCCGCGACGGGCGGCUCCACCUCUGCCACGUGCUACAACGGAGUGUGGUCGCCGACGAGUUUGGCCACGUGUCAGAGAGCACUGAAAGGUUUGCACACGAGCCAAAAUGACGACUAAUGAGACUGUGAAACGUCGACGUUUUAUGAUUUGAGACUCGAUUUCAGAAGUGAUCUCCGCAUCGUGUCCGUUGGGAAUCGCGCCCGUUUUGGGGGCCACCGUAACGUACUCAAAUGUGGGAGCUGAUUGAUAUUCUAGCAAAACUGAUAAAUAUCUUCAGGGAAGCCCGCUUGGACCUUACCCGGCUUCAACUGUUGCCACUGCUACAUGUCCUUCUGGAUACGUUGCAAAUGGUAGGGAGUGUGAGAAGCUACUCAAAAUAAUUGUAAUUCAGGAAUCAUGAGUGCAUCGUGUAGCAACGGAGCCUGGACGCCUGCCUCUCUUGGAACUUGCGAGCUGCUCGGAUCCGAGAUCGGAAGCAACUCGUGCGGAAGACUCGCGGACAUUCUUUCGGGAACGCUCGUGUACAGUGCCUUCGGAUUCGGCCCGUACCCCAGUGGAACCACAGUCUCCGCCCUCUGCAACAUCGGCUUCACACUCUCCGGCCAGCCGACCGCAGUCUGCACGAACGGAGUCUGGAAUCCUCUUCCGGGAACCUGCGUCUCUGCCACUUUUCUCCGAAAACCGCCCGUCAAAUCGAACAAUCUUACUCUGUCGGUCGCGGAUUCCCCGAAGAACGGAACUGCCGAUGACACCCCGACGGUCGUCAUCUCCGGAGAACGGUGUCCUCCCCCAAUCGCCCCUGCAUUCGGAGAAGUCAGUUCAGAAACCAACGGACAACCUUACAACUUAUGAUUUUCAGAUCACAUUCUCCGGAUUCUCGACGAAAGGAACGUUCGAAGACGGAACGACGGCGGCUCUCAAGUGUAAUCUGGGCUACAAGACGACCGGAGCAUCCUUCUCCACGUGCCGUAAAGGAUCGUUCCGUCCGAUCCUCGGAAGGUGCUCCAAUGGCUCAGAAUCGUCCGUUUCGGGAGUUUGCUUCCCUCUUUCGCCGCCCAAAAACUCCCGAGUCGUCUACAUUCAAAGCGGCACGUCGCUCGACUUCGACGAUGGAACAACUGCUCUUUUGUACUGCGAGGAAGGGUUCGCAGUCACCGGAACUGCCACGUUGCAAUGCCAAGGUGGACAGUGGGAACCCGCUUCAGGAUUCGGCAUGUGCGAUUCAAUUUGA
Caenorhabditis sp. 36 PRJEB53466 is the source of this 6149-nucleotide messenger RNA. Lineage: Eukaryota; Metazoa; Nematoda; Chromadorea; Rhabditida; Rhabditidae. The record is from the annotation of a GenBank genome assembly.